UUUGUGGAAAGCACACACCCCCGAACACCGACCAUAUAGCUAUUACCUUACCUUAAACACCUCGAAUAAUACACCCGACUGUCGUCACAGUUAUCAUGUUCGUCAUUAACAUGCCUUCCCACAAAAUUAUGUUACUCUUUUUCUUUAUUAGCUUUCUCCAUUCUGCUACUACUCAAGCACAACCCGUCUAUACUAACAGCAGCUGUUCUGGCCGCGCCUUCGCUGCCAAUAGUUCCUUCCAAUCCGACCUCACCAACCUGCUCUCUUCCUUAGCUUCCAACAAAACCGCCAACAACGAUUUCUACAACACCACCGUGCACCGCGGUCGCAACACCAUAUACGGCCUCUUCAUGUGCCGGGGUGACGUCACCCUCGAGUUGUGCCACCAGUGCGUCGUUGACGCAACGAAAAAUAUACGCUCCCAGUGUAACGUCUCCAGGGAGGCCGUGAUAUGGUACGAGGAGUGUAUGGUUCGCUAUUCCGACCGCUACUUCUUUUCCUCCGUCAACACCAGUGCUGGCAGCUGCGGGGCCAACACCAACAACGUGGCCAACAACCAAACAGGAUUCAUGAAUUUAUUGUCGACAACUAUGAACAAGGCGGCCGACGAGGCGGCCAAAUCUGGUAUGGGGAAGAAGAACUUUGCGACAGAAGAAGCGAGUUUACAGUUUCAAACUAUGUAUUGUCUGGUUCAGUGCACGCCGGACCUUUCUCCCCAAGGUUGCAGAACAUGUCUGAGAGACGCGAUUGGGGACCUUUUCAACUGUAGUUUCAACAAGAUAGGAGGAAGAGUUUUAUAUCCCAGUUGUAACGUUCGCUAUGAAUUGUUCAUCUUCUAUAAUUCUAACAUGAAAGUGUCUGAUGUUUAUACAGGAAAAGCAAAGACCAUUGUGAUAGUUGUGGUUUCUGUUGGUGGUGGGGGGAUACUUUUUUCUUUGGUGUACUAUCUCUUAAGGAGUUUAAUAAGGAAGAGACGGAGGGCUGAACUCAGACAAAAAUACUUUGGAGAUGAAAGCAACACUUUAGAGCCUCUGCAAUUCAGUUUGGCCACUAUUGAAGCCGCAACAAAUAAGUUUUCACAGGAAAAUUGUUUAGGCCAAGGUGGAUUUGGACAGGUUUACAAGGGUAUUCUUUCAAAUGGUCAAGAAAUAGCUGUAAAGAGACUUUCAAAAGGUUCAGGCCAAGGGGCAGCAGAAUUUAAAAAUGAAGUAUUAUUAAUAGCCAGACUGCAGCACAGAAAUUUGGUGACCUUGCUGGGAUUUUGCAUAGAAGAUCAAGAGAAAAUUCUCAUUUAUGAAUAUGUUCCCAAUAAAAGCCUUGACUACAUCCUAUUUGGUUCCCAGGAAAAUAGAAGACUAACUUGGGAGGAGCGUUAUGAAAUCAUAAGAGGAGUUGCUCGAGGAAUUCUAUAUCUUCAUGAAUAUUCUCGUCUUAAAAUUAUACAUCGUGAUCUUAAACCUAGCAAUAUUUUGUUAGACAAUGAAAUGAAUCCAAAAAUUUCAGAUUUUGGUCUCGCUAGGAUGGUUGCUAUCAAUGAAAAUGAAGGAAAUACAAGGAGAAUUGUCGGAACAUAUGGUUAUAUGCCUCCAGAAUAUGCGAUGUUCGGGCUAUAUUCUGAAAAAUCAGAUGUUUUUAGUUUUGGAGUUAUAAUUUUAGAAAUUAUCAGUGGAAAGAAGAAUGCAAGUUGUCAUGAUGAAUCGCAGUAUGCUGAUAGCCUCUUAAGCUAUACGUGGAAUCAAUGGAGUAAUGAAAAGUUGUUCGAGAUGUUGGAUUCAAAUCUAAAAGAAAUGGAAUCUUAUAAUGAAGUGAGCCGGUGCAUCCAAAUUGGAUUGUUGUGUGUUCAAAGGCAUCCAGAUUCAAGACCUUCCAUGGCUACAGUUGUUUCAUAUCUGAGCAAUGAUUCAAUUCAGUUGCCACAUCCACAGCAACCUGCUUUCUUUUUGCGCGCUCGAAGGGUACUUACUUCUGCAAGUAGAGAAUAUAGCUCCAUUAAUGAAAUGUCUAUGAGUGAUUUCUUUCCUCGCUAGUUCCCAACCAUACAAGCCUGUUCUAUAUUAUUUCUUCUUCAUCUUGGACACCAAGCUCCAUU
This is a messenger RNA of Neltuma alba, 2089 nucleotides long. RefSeq names its product cysteine-rich receptor-like protein kinase 10. Gene Ontology annotation, biological process: defense response to bacterium; protein phosphorylation. The transcript has 8 exons. The record is from RefSeq and is a predicted model, not a curated record. Bases 96 to 2027 code for a protein of 643 amino acids. Gene Ontology annotation, cellular component: plasma membrane. Gene Ontology annotation, molecular function: ATP binding; protein serine/threonine kinase activity. Lineage: Eukaryota; Viridiplantae; Streptophyta; Magnoliopsida; Fabales; Fabaceae.